Rotaria socialis is the source of this 945-nucleotide messenger RNA. The record is from the annotation of a GenBank genome assembly. NCBI's taxonomy places the organism in Eukaryota, Metazoa, Rotifera, Eurotatoria, Philodinida, Philodinidae.
AUGAAAUUCAUUGCAAAAAUGAAGUCAAUUAUAAAGCUUCUUGCACUUAUUUUAAUUGUAAUUAAACAAAGUCAAAGUACUGUAUUAUGUCCAUCAAAACUUCGCUGUAUGGAUGAAACUCGAUUAAAUUGUAAUAAUUCAUUAUCAGCUCCAACAGAUUUUCAUUGUUGUGAUGGUCUUGAUUGUGUUGCUGCCAUAAUUCCAGCUACUGAUACUCAAGAUCAAUUGAAUACAACAAUAUGCGUUACUUCUUCAUCAAAACAACAUCAAACUGCAAACAACAAGACUACAUCGCCUAAAACACCUCCUAUUAUGGCAUCGUCUUGGUCAGCAGCAACAACAUAUUAUAAUAUGUCAAAUGGUGAUACAGGCUGGGGCUAUUUUUGGUAUGAUGUAUCUCAUCAAGCAAUUCGAACAGAUUUCUAUCCAAUAUGCCCAUUUUUACAAUUAUAUGAAGCAGGUGUUGAUGCAAACUAUAUUCCAUGUAGCGUUCUUUUUUAUGAAGGACAAAACUAUUAUGUUUAUCCAUCAGUUCAAACAUGUUGUAAUUAUACAUUUCCUGCUUGGCAACCUGAUUGGUUAUGUCAAAGUAAUGCGACUUUCAAUGGAACGAUCUUAAUCGACGGACAAAUGGCCGAUUUUUGGACUAUCGAAUGGUUUUCCAAUUUUACUGGUGAAGGAUCUGUACGUAACAUUCGUAAUAUGUAUACUCAAGUUGAUUCACGUAUUCCAAUACGCUUUCGAGAAGAUCUUGAUACUGGUUACCUCGAUUUUCAUGAUUAUGUGGAAGGUCCCAUUGAUCAAACCAUAUUUACAUCGAUUAUUAAUGCUUAUACUCCUUGUCACCAAGGUCACCACAGUGAAUCGACUGAUAGAACAUGCACUCGAUAUAAUUCACAAACAUUACGUCGUUCAUGGCCUUGUGAUAAUCCUACCUGUUCGUAA